Messenger RNA from Magallana angulata, 834 nucleotides. RefSeq lists its product as uncharacterized. Bases 1 to 621 code for a protein of 206 amino acids. Lineage: Eukaryota; Metazoa; Mollusca; Bivalvia; Ostreida; Ostreidae. The transcript has 4 exons. The record is from RefSeq and is a predicted model, not a curated record.
AUGGCUAUUGGUUUUAUUUCCCUGUGGUCGCUGAUCGCUAGAACUGUGCUUGCUUCCAUAUCAAUAGAGGUAAAACCUUUAUUGAUAGAGUUUGGAAAAUCAGGUGUAGAUGUCAGCUGUGUUGUUAAUGGCACAAAUCUCAUCGGCAUUACAAACAUUCUGCUGAAGAGAUCCGAAAGCUAUGUUGUAUCAGUAACAAAGUUCAGAAUAGCCUGGCAAGAUAAAACGUUAGAUAAUAAAACGGGAGUAACAGUCAAUGCCUCAAUCAACAAUACCAUGACGUCGUAUCUUCGCUUGGAAAUAUCAAAAACAGUGGUCAGAUAUCCAGAGGAUAUGGGGACAUAUCAAUGCAUUCUCAUCGCAGUUACUGCAAGUGGUGAAACAAAGCGAUAUCAAUCCCAGUCGAUAGUGCUGAACAUAACAGGGUUUCUGGAAUCGACUACAAAACUAUUCUCCACAACAAACCAUAAAAGUACUGAAGUAUCAGUUCAAAAAGUGCAACCGGAAGUGAUGACGAACUACCUCGAAGGCCAAUUGUCAUGUAUCAUACGUCAACAGGACCGCUAUAUGAGGGUUACUUACCGUCUGGGUAGACACCAAACAGCACGGCAAACUUUUUAAAUACAUACAAGACCUGUAUGUAUGAAACGAGAGAGAGACAGGAUAUUGAGGUGUCAGUGUUCAUUCCUCUGAGAUAUAGAGAAACUUUUUAUUUGACAUUUUGCACAUAAAAUGGUGAUUUUGUUUAAUUGACAAUAUUAACAUUUGUUUUCCAUUUUUAUUUUAUUACUGAGUAUGAAACAAUUCUGCAUAUUAAAGCCGCAUUAUUUUUAA